Molecule: messenger RNA, 993 nt
Organism: Humulus lupulus (European hop)
Lineage: Eukaryota; Viridiplantae; Streptophyta; Magnoliopsida; Rosales; Cannabaceae
Exons: 1
Coding region: 1-993 (330 amino acids)
Source: RefSeq, a predicted model, not a curated record
AUGCUGCAAGAAGUGAUGCAGAAAUUCUCAGAUGGGAGGCCUGCUCACGCUACUGAACAUAUGGAUUUGGUUUCAAGGACCACCAAAAGAUCGCCUUUUGCAGAAUGGAUACAAAACAAGCCCAAACCACGGGACUUCGUAAUCCCUCCAUUACCCACAUUUAAUGGAAAAGGAGACCCACUCAAUCACCUAUUCCAACUCCAGCAGAAGAUGGCCUUGGAAGCCAACAACGAAGCCAUACAAUGCAAAGUUUUCUCCACAACUUUUUCUGGGCCAGCCCUGCUAUGGUUCAGACAGUUGAAACCUAAUUCUGUCAACAGUUUUCGUGAUCUUCGCAUAGUCUUUCUCCAACAAUAUAAUGCUAACCGCGAAGCACCAAGAACGAUGGCACAUCUCUACCAAAUCGAGCAAGGAAAAAAUGAACACCCAAAGUCAUACCUACAACGUUUCAUCGACCUCGUACAUCAGAUCCACGAUGUCGAACCAGUCACCGCGGCUAACCUCUUCGUCAAAAGUCUACAGGUGGGAUCUCUCUUACAUGAAAACCUCACCAUGACACCACCGUAUGACAUGACUGAAAUCCAGAUCCGCGCUGAGGGCGUCUUUAGGGUCCUGGAAUUUCAAGAGCGUGCACAAAAGAAGUCCGCACUUAUCUCCACUCCACCAGCAAAUAACCCUCCUCCCCCACCUACAAGGGACGACAAGAGGAAGAGACAGGAAACAGAUCACAUGAAAGGAGGAAAAAGGCCAAAAUCAAAUCGAGAUCCACCACGAUACCCCUCUUUCGAAUAUACCGUCCCUCAGGAGGUCAUCUACGAAGAAAACAAAGACAGACUCAUCUGGCGUGAACCGUACAAAAUCACCACUCCCCCUGAAAGAAGAGAUAAAAACAAGUUCUGCCUCUUCCACAAGGAUCAUGGCCAUACAAUCUCCGAGUGCCAUAACCUCCACAAUCAGAUACAGGCCCUCAUGAGAAGUGGACGAUUAACCUAG